Messenger RNA from Cynoglossus semilaevis (tongue sole), 6446 nucleotides. It is a transcript of the gene acanb, whose product is annotated as aggrecan b. Gene Ontology annotation, biological process: glial cell differentiation; central nervous system development; cell adhesion. Gene Ontology annotation, molecular function: hyaluronic acid binding. Gene Ontology annotation, cellular component: synapse; perineuronal net. Lineage: Eukaryota; Metazoa; Chordata; Actinopteri; Pleuronectiformes; Cynoglossidae. The record is from RefSeq and is a predicted model, not a curated record.
UAAAGCUUCUUUCUGCUCUCCUACACAGGCAGGAGCAAGAGGCCCCUGGAGUCACUGCCACUGGGAGCUUCGGAGCAUCAACGGUAACAAUGACCUCUUUGCUUCUGCUGUGUUUGUUCGUGCCCCUCAUCUCUGCAACAACAUUUGAAGAUCAUGCAGAUUUGGACAGCACAUUAACAGUGAGCAUACCCUUGGAGAUGCCCCUUCGACCACUGCUGGGGGGCAAAGUGGUGGUGCCAUGUUACUUCCAAGAUAACACGGUCAAAGAUCCUGGUGCUCCAACUGUUCCACCGCUCUCCCAUCGCAUCAAGUGGUCCUACGUCACAAAGGAAAAAGUCACUACCAUUCUGGUGGCAUCAGAGGGAAAGGUUCAGGUACAGGCAGAAUAUUUGGACAGAGUGACAAUGGUCAACUACCCCCUGGUGGCCACAGACGCCACACUAGAAAUAACAGAGCUGAGGACCAAAGAUUCUGGCACCUAUCGCUGCGAGGUGACGCAAGGCAUCGAGGAUAACUACGACUCUGUGGAAAUCCUUGUUCAAGGUAUCGUGUUCCACUACCGAGCCAUUACCACCCGCUACACGCUGACGUUUGAGAAAGCCAAGGCUGCAUGUAUCCAAAACAGCGCCACCAUUGCUACUCCCGCCCAGCUGCAGGCUGCCUAUGAUGAUGGAUACCACCAGUGUGAUGCUGGGUGGCUCUCUGAUCAAACCGUUAGGUACCCCAUUCACUUUCCCAGAGAACCUUGCUACGGAGACAAGGAAAACUUCCCAGGUGUGAGAACUUAUGGAGUCAGAGACGUCAAUGAGACCUAUGACGUGUACUGCUUUGCCGAGAAGAUGUCAGGCAGAGUCUUCUACUCCAUGUCAGUGGAGAAGUUCACUUUCUAUGAAGCAAAAGAUCAGUGUGGUAAACUUGGUGCCCGACUGGCUACUACUGGAGAACUUUACCUGGCCUGGAAAGGUGGUAUGGAUGUGUGUAAUGCUGGCUGGCUGGCUGACCAAAGUGUGCGCUAUCCCAUUAACAUUGCCAGGCCUCAGUGUGGAGGGGGUCUUCUGGGAGUGAGAACUGUCUAUCUGCACGUCAACCAGACAGGAUAUCCGUACCUAGACACUCGCUACGAUGCCAUCUGCUACCGAGACGGUGAUGAUGAGAAUGUAGUGCCUGGAAGGACCACGCCUUUCCCUGACAUCAUUCGAAUAACCCCUGCUCCUGGGGUAUUACCUAGCAUCACUCCAACCCCUGGGGGUGAAGAGAUCAGGGGUGGGGAGGUGGACAUCCUGACUCCACUACCUGUUCCUCCGAGUAUGACAGAAAUUGAUGCUCCAAUGGGUCCCAAAGGUGUUGUUUUCCACUACCGACCCAUCACCGGUCGAUACACUCUGACCUUUGUGGAGGCUCAGGAGGCCUGCAAGAGUAUCGGGGCAGUCAUCGCAAGUGGCCAGCAGCUGCACGCAGCCUUUGAGAAAGGCCUGCAUCAAUGUGAUGCUGGCUGGCUCCGUGACCAGACUGUUAGGUAUCCAAUUGUGUCACCCAGAGAUAAUUGUGCAGGAAAUCUUCACGGCCUUCCAGGAGUCAGAUCCUACGGCCUGAGACCAGCCAGUGAACAAUAUGAUGUCUUUUGUUAUGUAGAAAGUUUACAAGGGGAGGUCUUCUUCACCAGUGACUAUGACAGCUUCUCUUACGAGGAGGCUGUGCAGCAUUGUCAGAAACUCAACACCACCCUGGCCACCACAGGCCAGCUGUACGCUGCCUGGAACCAAGGCCUGGACAAGUGUCGUCCAGGCUGGCUUUUGGACCGCAGCGUUCGCUAUCCUAUUACAACUCCCAGGUCUCACUGUGGAGGAGGCCAGGUGGGAGUUCACAUCAUUUAUGCCUUCCCCAACCAGACAGGAUUCCCUGAUGAGCACUCGCGCUAUGACGCAUACUGUUUCAAAGGUUCAGUUGAAAUUCCAGUUGUUCACAUUGAAAAUGAAACCAGUGUAAAUCAGACAGAAGUGACUGAGGAGGUCAUCAUUAAGACAGUAGUGACAGUUGACCAGUUACCACCCAUUGAAACAACAGUAGUCUACAAUGAAACUGUGUCUGGAGAAAACAUUACUGACACUGAGGAGUUUAUUAACAAGACAACCAUCACCAUUGUCCUACGCCCGGUUACUCCUGCGACUCCUUCAUUAGCCCCCACUCCUGUUGACACAUCAGGUUCUGGUUCAGCUGAUCACUCAGCCAGUGGGGAACCCUCAGCCAGUGGGGAACCCUCAGCCAGUGGGGAGCCCUCAGCCAGUGGGGAGCCAGUAGAGUCUGGUGCCAGUGCCAGUGGUGACAUCUCUGGUUCAGGACAGGGUAUCAGCUUUAUUGGAAACACUAGCAUCAUCUCUGGAGACAGCUCGGCUUCUGGAAUUCCCGAGGAGGUAGAGGGAGGACGUGUCAUCUUCUCAGGAGAUGUUUCUGGUUCUGCUUCAGGAUCAGGGGAGGUGAUCGAUGGGCAGCAAUCUGGCUUUGGGGUAUCAGGAUCGGGCUUUACCAGUGGAAGUGGGGACAUCAGUGGAAGUGGGGACAUCACUGGAAGUGGGGACAUCAGUGGAAGCUGAAGUGGGGACAUCAGUGGAAGGGACAUCAGUGGAAGUGGGGACAUCACUGGAAGUGGGGACAUCAGUGGAAUGGGCGAGACAAGUGGAAGUGGGAUCGCGAGUGGUAGCGGAGCCAUAAGUGGAAGUGGAGACCUUAGUGCCAGUGGAGACCUUAGUGGCAGUGGAGAACUGGUGAUCAUCAUGGUGGAUGGAAAGAUGGUGAAAGUCCCAACAACACACAGGAAACCUGACGAGCAGCUGCUGGGAAAGGAGGGUGUGGAAAUAAUUGAAUUUAGUGCAUCUGGUGCAUCUGGAUCAGCAAGUGCCUCUGGGUCAGCCUCUGGAGAACUUUCUGGCAUCUCAUUUAUUGACCACAGCGGUAUUGACCUGACAGCUGAGCCGUCGGGUGAGCAGGAGCUGUCUGGAUAUCGACCCUAUGGCUCAGGGUUCCACAGCGGCCUUCCAAGCGGGUUUGUGUCUGGUGAAUCAGGCAGUGGUUCUGCCUCCGGAGAUGCUUCCCAGCACAGCGGUAGCAUCGUCUUCAUAACAGAUGAGGAGAUGAUUGAAGUAACCGGGUCACCACUAGAACGUCAACCUGAGCAAGGCAGAGGGGUGGUGGAAGUAAGUGGGUCAGGGAGCGGCUCAGGGAUCCACCUUGAAUUCAGCAGUACCUCGGAUCAAAGCUUUCAUAUUUCAGGGAUUGAAGUCAGUCCUGAGGAAGUGAGAACUGACGGCCUGUCAGUUGUCCUGCCGCCUGAAUCAACAGUGUCCCACAGUGGCUACAUCGCUAAUCUAAGGCAAUCAGGACUUGGGGAGGUGGAACAAGUGACUGACGCAGUCAUUGUAGUGACCCCUGACCCAGACUACACCUUCCCCACCACAGUACCAUCGGUGUCAUUACCAAGUCCUUCUGUUAUGAAGGAGCCUGAAGUAGUAGAAGACCCUUGUGAUCCAAACCCCUGUGGUUCGGGAAAAUGUUCGGUGCAGGCAGAGAUUGCUGUAUGCGAGUGUCCCAACGGUUUCACCGGUGAAGAUUGCUCAGAACCGCUGCAGGGCUGUGCUGAAGGCUGGUUGGAUUUCAGGGGCAGCUGCUACCUUCACUUUGCAGAGAGAUAUACCUGGACGGACGCAGAGCAGCGCUGUCAGGAGCUAAACGCUCAUCUGGUUAGCAUCAGCUCCCAGGAAGAGCAGCAGUUUGUCAACUCAAACGGACAAGACUACCAAUGGAUUGGACUCAACGACAAAGAUGUGCAGAAUGAGUUCCACUGGACAGACGGAAGUCCUCUGAGCUUUGUGAACUGGAGGCCCAACCAGCCAGAUAACUACUUCAACUCUGAGGAGGACUGUGUGGUGAUGAUCUGGCACGAGGGAGGACAGUGGAAUGAUGUGCCCUGCAAUUACCACCUUCCCUUUACAUGCAAAACUGGACCAGUCAUGUGCGGAGCUCCCCCUGUGGUGGAACAUGCACGGCCGAUGGGCGGAAGCAAAGAUCGCUACCCUGUCAACUCUAUAGUUCGCUAUCAGUGUGAUGCAGGCUACACACAGCGCCACCUAUCUGUUAUACACUGUUUGCCAGAUGGACAGUGGGGGGAGCCACAAGUGGAAUGCACAGCUGACGCCAACAGUAACAGACUACACAAAAGGUCCGUCAGGAGAAGACGUGCAGUGGUCAGACGCCAACAGGAACAGAGGAAGUUACUCUGAGCAGCACAGAAAAGGACAUGCAAGAGCCAGAAAGGACCCCUUUUUAAAGGAGCAUGGACACCAAUGCAAAUGCCCGACCAAAAAGAUAACAUUCCAUCCCAUGUAUAUACACACAUACUAAAGCACAUUUAGACCAGACUAAAUAGCAACAUUUAAUAAAGUUUUGGUUGUUUGUGUGUCACUCUACCCCCCCUUUCUGUUGACGAUUGUCUGAUUUACACUAUUUACGUUUUUUGAGGUGGUUUCUUUGAAAGAACGAUCCCCAUUUAGCGACUGACACUUUCCACGGUUGGUUGAAGUCUGAGUGACACACAAACAAUGUCCAAAACAGUCCAAGGUUUUUUCAGUUACAACAGGUCUCUGUUAUGUCAGACAUAGAUUUUUGCUAUUGUAGAGUAUUUUUCUAGUUCGGUGCUUGUUAGUGUUUUUUUUUUUUAAUUUAUGUGUGAUCUUGAGACUGGUGAAACAGUCACAGGGCAGGACGGUGAUUCCCAAAUUUAUUAGUUGUGAUUCCACAAGUUAUUGCAGAAUCUACAUUAUUUCAAUGUAGCUAAAGGUUCAAAAGAGGGGAAAAAAUACAAAUAUUUGUGUGAUAAAUAAUGCUUUAGGAGAGCCAUACUGUGUUGUCACAACCUCUGGUUUGAGAACCACCGUGAACUGAUGGCUCUAAGAACGCAAAGGGCUGGAAAAUUUACAGUGAAUCUUCACACUUCCCAUGAAAAGUUAGGUUGUCGUGCUAACGGCUAAGAUGUGUAGCACAAUGGCAGCCAAGUCUCUCUAAAGCUCCAUGGUAAUUGUGUUGUCAAACUUAUAUUUAGCAUUUAUUAUUAAUAUUAAUAUUUUUAAAUACAGUUGUUGCAGUAUGUUCUGGUAAAAAUUGAAUAUCUAAAUUCACACACAUUUAUUCCAGUAAUAUCACCAAAAAUCACCUAUUUAUUUUGCUUUAUUACAUGAACUCCUGUGUGAAUUUACUCCAAUUCCCAGGAAACACUGAAAUGUUCCAGUGUUUUGUAAACUUAGGACGAUUGUGCUGUUCCAUUCAAUAAUGAAUAAAAGUCCAUGAAGGGCUCCCAGUUACGGUAACAGAGCUGGAUUAAAAAUAAUCAGCACUCAUGCACUUUUAGGAUUCAGCAGUUACAUCUGUGCUAUUCACCUGGAUCCAGUGCACUUUAGAGAGUUUCACAACAAUGGUACGAAUAUAUAUGAAUAUAAAAAAAAAAAAUCCUAAAAAAAUUAAUUAUUUGGUAGUUGGCAGAAAAGGGAAGCUUGACUAAGGUAAGAUGUGAGAUCAAUAGUAAGACACUGAAGUAGCUGGCUGGAUGGUGCUCAACUCUGUUUCACUGGAUUGUUUCAUGAUGCAAAAGAUCCUAGAUUAGAAUUUCUUUUUUUUUUUAGCAACUCAAGAGGGAUUCAUGAUCUUUGUCAACUCUGUCAGACACAGACAUUUGAGUGAUGAGUUUCUUACUAUAAAUGUUCUCACAAUUUCAUUAAAACAGCAGGAUCUGUUAACAAACAGCACAUAUACUUCAAUCCUAUAACUUAACUGUUAACCUGUUUGUUGAUGUGUUAGUAAAAACUGUGAAGCUACAGUUAUGAAUUAUCUAUGACCUGGGCCUGGAGUUGGUGCAGAGAAGACGGAAAAAAAAAAAAAAGAAGAAGGAAAGAAAAAACAAAAGGCAAAGGUGGAAGGAUCAGUUUGAGCCUCAACAUUCUGCCUGGUGUUUCUGCAGAAAUGUUUUUAAGACUGAACAUCAUUUGAGAAGAGCUGUUGCAGUGGUGGAAUGUCCUUAUUAAUAAUAAGAGUGGAGAUAAAAGUUGAGCGAGAUCAGCAGGUAACGAAUAAUGUUGACCAUGACCUUUUCAAAGGUCAAGAGAAUAAAAAAUAAAUGAAAACAUCAGUCCAAAAAAAACAUAUUCCCUGAAUUGGCAGAACGUGUGUUUUGAAAUUCAAAUAAAUAAUUUAACACCUUUGAGGCCGGAAUUUUAGACAUUCCUGAAUGUUUAAUUUAAUGUCAACAUUGGAGAUUUGAACUAUAUUUAAACGGAUGACAACGUGCACAACCCUGCACAGAGACAAUCCCUGUCGUGAUUUUGUCCAGAUCCCGAAUCUUGAUGUGAACAUGCAGUUUACCUGUGCUGUGCUGGACCAAAUAAAACUUGGAAUCAACCAAC